Molecule: messenger RNA, 1856 nt
Organism: Sorghum bicolor (sorghum)
Lineage: Eukaryota; Viridiplantae; Streptophyta; Magnoliopsida; Poales; Poaceae
Product: probable apyrase 3
Exons: 9
Coding region: 96-1505 (469 amino acids)
Biological process (GO): nucleoside diphosphate catabolic process
Cellular component (GO): membrane
Molecular function (GO): nucleoside diphosphate phosphatase activity
Source: RefSeq, a predicted model, not a curated record
UCCGGGGUCGAGUUCAGAGCUAGUCGAGACACUACACUACACGAGAGUGAAGUGGGAGUGGCCAGUGCCAGUCGGCUCUGCUACAGCAGCCACUAAUGGCUCGCGUCGCCGGCCUUUGUGAGCUGCUUCUCCUCCUGCUCCUCGCCACGGCCACGGCAUCGGCCGCCACACCUCUUGGCCGGAAGGGCGGCCACGAAGCCGACGACGACGGCGAGCUCGAGUUGGCAGCGAAGAAUGAGAACGACGGCGUCGUCGCAGCUGCUGGCAGCAGGACGUCGGCCGGGAGGUACGCGGUGAUCUUCGACGCUGGAAGCACGGGGAGCCGGGUGCACGUCUUCAAGUUCGACAAGAAGCUCCACCUCGUCCAGAUCGGCGAUGACAUCGAGUUCUUCGCCAAGGUAAAGCCUGGGCUAAGCUCAUAUGCUGGUCGACCUCAAGAGGCUGCAAGCUCCCUACUCCCUCUUCUUGAGCAAGCUGAUAAGAUUGUCCCUCGCCGGCUUCAGAAAAAUACCCCGCUUAAACUUGGGGCAACUGCUGGUUUGAGAUUAAUUGGAGAUGAGAAGGCAGAAGAGAUUCUUGAAGCGGUCAGAGAUCUUGUCCACAUCAAGAGCAAAUUUCAGUACAACCCCAAAUAUAUCAGUGUUCUUGAGGGAUCCCAAGAAGGGUCUUACCUAUGGGUUGCUUUGAAUUAUCUAUUAGGUAAGUUGGGCGGGGACUACUCGAAAACAGUUGGUGUAAUUGAUAUGGGGGGUGGAUCAGUGCAAAUGGCCUAUGCCAUUUCCACAGAUGCUGCCGCAAAUGCCCCAGCUGUGCCUGAUGGGAAGGAUCCAUACAUUACAAAGGAGUACCUCAAGGGGAAAGAUUAUAACCUUUAUGUUCACAGUUACUUGUACUAUGGCGCUUUAGCCGCUCGUGUGGAGAUCCUAAAGGCAAAGAAUGGGCCAUUUAGCCAUUGUAUUUUGCGUGGAUUCAGUGGUAAAUACACCUACAACGGGAAGGAAUAUGAUGCAACAGCCUCACCUGAAGGCGCGGUGUAUGACAAGUGCAGGGAAGAGAUAAUCAAGGCACUUAAGUUGAAUGCACCAUGUGAAAGCAAGAAUUGUACCUUUAACGGCGUGUGGAAUGGAGGUGGUGGAGCUGGCCAAGACAACCUCUAUGUUGCAUCUUUUUUCUUUGACAAAGCUACCCAGUUUGGCUUCAUUGAUAGCAAGGCACCCAGUGCAAAGUCCACCCCUGAGGCGUUCAAAGGUGCUGCAGACAAGGUUUGCUCACUGAGCGCCCAAGAAGCCAAAGUUAUGUACCCUAAUGUCCUUGAUGUGCCAUACAUAUGCAUGGAUCUCAUCUACCAAUACACAUUGCUUGUAGAUGGCUUUGGUUUGGCUCCUACGAAGGAGAUUACAUUGGUGGCUAGGGUGAAGUAUGGAGAGUACUACAUUGAGGCAGCAUGGCCUUUGGGUACUGCUAUUGAAGCUAUUGCACCCAAAAAGAUGAGACAAGAUGCAUGAUUGGGGUCUUUUAGGGUCCUUAGUCCUCCCUAGCUAGGGAUUUUGUUUUCCCCGACAUUGUGGCAUCUUUGUUGAUUCAUGGAUUUUGCAUUGAUCCUAUGUAAUAACCGAUCUCUUAUGAGAAGCCACUUUGUAGUGAUGAUCCAUGUUUCUAGCUCAAGAGAAGAAACUUUACCAAAGUUAGUUUGUGAAGAAUGCGGAUGAGGAUUAGAUGAAUAGCAAUUAGGGAUAAAUUGUGGACCAAUUAGUCACCUCACAUAAUAAUGGAUCCUUUCAGAAGAUCGACCGAGGGUCAUGGGUCAUCUCGUUUGAUGCUCCACCAUUUCCACUAUUCAUUCAAGAUAUUUCUUA